Molecule: messenger RNA, 1154 nt
Organism: Clupea harengus (Atlantic herring)
Lineage: Eukaryota; Metazoa; Chordata; Actinopteri; Clupeiformes; Clupeidae
Gene: cradd
Product: CARD and death domain containing adaptor protein
Biological process (GO): signal transduction; regulation of apoptotic process
Molecular function (GO): protease binding; death domain binding
Source: RefSeq, a predicted model, not a curated record
AUAGUAUGUAAGUCGGACUCUAGCCUACUCACCAGAGAAUAUCAUAUAGACGGCCCCUGCAAUCGCUACUCAAAAGUAAAUACGAAAACUAUUGACAACUUAGCGUAACGUCAUCUUGUGCAAUAAAGAUAUUUUUCGCUGUUCACUGAAAACGAUUUACUUAUGAAUAUAUUCAGUCAAUGUGGAGUGUAGUGCACGACUUUGAUGAAGGCUAGGCAAGCAAUAACUGCAUUUAUGAUCACUGCGAUGGGCGACGUCAGUAUUUUCUGUGCUUCAAUUAGCUAACGUUAGUUUAAUGGCAAGGUAGCACGCUAACUAGUUUGAGGUUCCUGGCUUGUUACUUUCUGUCGUAUCAUUUAAUUCCGCCAACAGUUAGUAUUUAUUAGACCAUUCGCUGGGUUCGCCAUGGAAUCUCGGCAUAAAGAUAUUCUUCGGAAAAACAGACUGGAUCUUUCCUUAAACAUUAGUACUGACGACACAAUCGUUCAGUAUCUGUAUCAGGAAGACAUCCUAACUCUUAAUCACGUCGAGGAGAUUCAGGCACAGGCUUCCAGCAAAAAUAGAACAUUAAUGUUGCUCGACAUUCUCCCAGCCCGAGGACCAAAAGCCUUCGGGAAAUUUCUGGAGUCAUUGGAGGCGGAGUACCCAUGGGUGCGGGAGAGGUUGUUGCAGGGACUGGACAACGCUGCUGUUCAGGUGACCUCAACAGGACAUGGCAUGGAGGAAGUGGGUGUUUCUCAAAGAAAAGGAUGCUUCCGAGUCUUUCCAAGUCGGGUCCUUCAGAGGCUAGACCACUGGGAUGUUCCAGAGUCGGUUCUCCAGUUGGUUCCGUCCGAUCUUCAGCUGAACAAGCUGGCGGGUCGCCUGGGCCCGGAGUGGGUGUCUGUCCUGCUGGACCUGGGCCUCUCCACAGAGGACGUGUACCGUUGCCGUACUAGCGACCCUUUCACCAUGCAGAACCAAGUUCUGGCGGGCCUGGUUCUGUGGAAGCAGCGAUCGGGUCGGACAGCCACGGUCCACAGGCUCAUCCAGAGCCUACGGGCUGCAGAGCUGCAUCCCUCCAUAUUGGACCAGGUGCCCCUGUGAAGCAGGGCAGCAUCCACCAUUCUGUUACCUGCACAGCACUAGAAACAACCCCAGGACCAAAGACUCAA